Mycena citricolor is the source of this 4129-nucleotide messenger RNA. The record is from the annotation of a GenBank genome assembly. NCBI's taxonomy places the organism in Eukaryota, Fungi, Basidiomycota, Agaricomycetes, Agaricales, Mycenaceae.
CUUAACUCUAAGCGCGUCCCCUCCACAGCAGAUCCAGUCAGUCCGGCACUUGCAGCGACUUCUCGUUUUGCUUCCGUCUCAAAAUCAUCCAACACGACAGUGGUUUUUACUUCAACGCGCGCUCGUUUGGGAGAGGAGGGUCCAGCUUCAUUGUUCUCUUCUUCAACCACACCCUGCUUCCCGUUCGUGGGUUUCGGCGAGUCCGCUUUACGUUUCAGCGGUGCCGUAGCUACUGGCUGAUCCAUCGGCAUAGGGUCAUCCUGCCCGGCACCUUCUUCCAGGAAAGAAAACAGAUCGUCCAUCGUUGCUGUCGAGUCCGGAAUACCCGUCGAAGGUGGGCAGGAAAGAGAAAAGUUGGGCGCGUGAUCGGACGCGAGGUCACGUGGGAGUCGUGAUGCUCAGACUCUCACUGCUUCGAUGCGCGCCGCGACAAAUCGCAGGUGGCUCCCUGCGGCCUUCAUUCCGACCGCAACCCCUCCGCUCCUUACCGCUCCAACGCGUCGUGCGCCGCUGGGCAGGUACUAGCACCGAAUUACCACCCCCGCUGACCCCGAAAACAUGGGUGGAUCGAGUCCCCGCCAAAGUCCAGCCCUACAUAUAUCUGUCUCGCGUCGACAAACCGAUAGGGAGCAUACUACUCUUCUACCCAUGCGCCUGGUCCAUCACCAUGGCAUCCUACGCACUGCAGACGCCCUUUACAACACCCCUGACCUACAUCAGUCUCUUUGGUAUCGGGGCGCUCGUCAUGCGUGGGGCCGGGUGCACGAUCAACGACAUGUGGGAUAAAAAUCUGGACAAGGCCGUCGCGCGAACGAAGAACCGGCCGAUUGCCCGAGGAGACGUGACGUAUAGCCAGGCUACUGUUUUCCUGGGGGCGCAGCUCACUGCCGGCCUUGCUGUGCUGCUACAGCUCAAUUGGUAUAGCAUACUUCUGGGCGCGACUUCGCUGUCCGUUGUGGUGCUGUACCCACUCAUGAAGCGGAUCACAUACUGGCCCCAAGCCGUUCUCGGCAUUGCGUUCAAUUGGGGAGCAAUGCUCGGAUGGUCCGCGGUCGGAGGCACCGUGGAUUGGAAAGUUUGCCUGCCGCUCUACGCUGGCGGAAUCUGUUGGACCCUGGUCUACGACAGCAUCUAUGCUCACCAAGACAAGAAAGACGAUGUCGGCGCCGGGAUCAGAUCAACUGCGCUCCUUUUCGGGGAAAGAACCCGGCCCAUUUUAAGCGCUCUGACAGCCACCUCCAUGUCCCUGAUUGGUUUCGCGGGUUACAUGAAUGCUCACGGAGCUCCCUUUUAUCUGGGAGUCUCUCUUGCCGCUGCCCAGCUCGCACGGAUCAUCUAUCGCACCGACUACGACCAACGGGAGAGCUGCUGGAAAGGAUUUGUCGACAGCGGCUGGAGUGGCUUCUGGAUCUGGAUGGGUGCACUGGCGGACUAUGCUUGGAUAAUGCUUUGGUAAUUAUUCAACGUGGAAAAACAACAACAACAAAGACCACACACGCAAGAUCAAGCAGUGUCGCGAUAGGAAACAGCCGGUUUUGACCGCUGCUUCACCCAGGCAUGGAAUCCCACCACACCUAUUGUCCAGCAGAAAGCAAUGCAAGUGAAUGCAACAGCAGCAACAACGAACAGCAUGAUAUCUGGAGGCUCUGAUCAGUUGCGUUUUAGCGUGGAAUGGGUUCGACAUACCAUCCCGGCCCCGGCGCAUCGCAGCGAUGGUGAGCUCCUCGGUGGAGAACAUGAAGCUGAUGCCUCCGGCAGUCAAGAAAAAGCUGGCCAGCGCUUCAGUCGGCGGUCUCGAGGGCAGGGUGGACUUGGGUGGCGAAACCCAAACAAAGAAAGACUGUGGAUCUGCACCUGGAACAGAUAUGUCUGGAAGUGCGCAGCCAUCACCGAUCCGGUGACUCCGAUGACGAGAGCGGGGAAGGGGUUGAAGCUGGCCGUGUAUGUUUUUGGCUCGGAGACCGUCUCCGAGGAAUUGACAGCGAGCCCCGCGAGCCAGCGGCGCACGACCUUGCUCUCGACGGCCAUCCCCACGAGACCGGCGCCCCAGAACAUGAUCUGUCGGCCCGAAUCAGUACUCCUGUCGGCCACGAGCAGCGCGUACUGACCGCAAUUCCGAUGUGCUGAAGCUGCUUAGUCGUGAAGGGAUCGCCCGCUUGUGCGCCGAAUCUCUCCAUCCACACGUUGGUGAUUCCGUAGAUGAAGAUGACCGCGGACUCGAAGAACUCGGCGGUGGGCUUGCCCGACUGGGGAGGGAGGUUCCAGGCCCACCCGAUGCCAGCCCCCCAGCCGAGAUAGCGGGCAAAGGACGCGAUUCCAUAGCACCAGAAGAUGCCGCCUUUGAUGAGAUGGGCCAGGCACCCGUUGAUGUAGUUCUGUCUGCAUCCUCCUGCGGGGGAAGAGAGAGAUCAACAACGUGGGCGCACGGCCCGGAAGCAGACGCACCCGUAUAGACCACGAUGCCCGAUAAGGAAAUGCCGAACGCCGUGACGAUGAUGAGCCGUUCGGUGAUCGCGAAAAGGGCUCGCCCGAUCCGCCGGACGAGCGACACGCGAGGGACAAACGGAAGGUGGGCGUCGUGCAGCGUCGCCUCGGAAUGCGGCGACGACGGCAUGAAGAGCGUGCCGUCGGAAUGCGUCGAGUGGUGGCGCACGUGGUUGGCCCACUGCGCGGUCGUGCCGUGGUCGUACGAGCCGGCGUACUCUGCAUUCGCCGCCUCGUCCUCCAUUUCCCGGCCCACCGCCGACGACCAUAACCCGCGGAACGAAUACGGCCGGCCCGCGCGGACGUACUGGAAUAUGCGCACGGAAGCAGCAAAUGUGUCGAUCGCGGUGAGCGCCAAGGACGCAAACAGGAGCAGAUAGCCAUGCCGCGAGUGGCGUUGGUGCGGAUACCUGCUGCCCGAGCUGGCCGAGCACGCGAGCAGAAACGUGCCAUAGAAGGCGCCGACGGCGACCCCGCGCAGAGGGUGCUUGGCCGAUCGCAGGGCGAGGCCUGCACACGAAAAACGCGAAGAACAUGAGGAGCGCGUGCGUGAUGAUCAGUCCUGGAUGUCGCUUCGGAUCCAGCACAUCCCAAUCGAUGGUGUAGUACGACGGAGGAGUCGGAUCGUGGUACAGCGUGAUCUCCGUCUCGUUCAGCUCGAGCAGCGGUUGUGCGUGGUGGCCGUGGCCGUGGCCAUGGCCAUCGCGGAUCAGCAGCUCCUGCGCGAGGGAUGCGCCGACAAGACUCAGAACGAGGGCCAGGGAGAGCGGUCUCAUCGCGACGGAGGGAGGAGGAGCAAGCAGAGAUAGAAAUAAGUCUCGGUCCCGCAUUUUAAAUACCGGCCCAGGAUCAUCUUUGAAGAAGGCCGGGACUGGUGUCCUCUUGUCGGCUUCUUAGCAAUGAUGGCGGGCCAGCACGGGUCUGAAUGGGUUGCGUAAUGGUCUGCUCAGUAAGCGUUGAUUUCACAUUCACGCAUGAUCGGCAUAUCUUUCGCCUCCCCAACACGGCGAGGACGCGCGAAACACCCUCAUCCAAAAAGCCCGUUCCAUUUUGUCGCGUCCCUCUGGUGUGCGCCGCCGGAAACACGAAAGUAGACGGCCAAGUCCGGUCUUGACAGGAAAUUCCUUUUCGGGCCAUCAGGACGUUCGGCCUCGCUUCGGCGUUUCAAACUCCUCGGUGCAUGUCGUCAUUGUGUGCGCAGACUCUUCCGAGUUACUGCGGGGUCCGCAGCUGCGAAGUAUUACUAGCAGCGCAAGGUGCAGAAGAUGUCUGCCCCCAACGAUUGCGUCCACUGUGCGUGUCCGUCGGAAUAUCAAACAAAAUGACAUCAUCCGGUCAUUUUCGGUUUGUCAUGACUCAUCAAGUCAAAUCAAGUCACCGCGAAAUUCGAAUCCCGACGCGGAAGUCGGAUUGACCACGCGAUCGUAUGUUGCUCGCCGACGUCAUCGUCUCCUUGCGCUAGAGCCCUGCUGGACUGGGCCCGGGCUAGAGCGGGUGCUUCUCGAAAAUUUACCGAGCACCGCGUAAGUAAGACAAAGAGAAAAGUCCGAGCGAUGGAGGUACCUCGGCACGGAGAAAGACGAUUCGGACGGGAACGAAAAAAGCAAGUACACAAAGAUAAGCGAUGGUCAGUACAAGAUAGCUA